AAUUCAUCAAUUUGGGUAUUUGUGGUUCCAAAAGACGUACUCCUCCUAUCAUCAUGAACGUCCAUCACAAUCAGGUACCUCCGCAUAUAAAUCACCCUCCUCCUAGAAAUAACCUCUUUAUCAUUCCAAAUCAAAACCAGCCACGGGUACCUCCGCACAUAAACCACCCUCCUCCUAGAAAUAACCGCGUUAUCGUUCCAAAUCAAAACCGGCCACGGGUACCUCCGCACAUAAACCACCCUCCUCCUAGAAAUAACCGCGUUAUCGUUCCAAAUCAAAACCGGCCACGGGUACCUCCGCACAUAAACCACCCUCCUCCUAGAAAUAACCGCGUUAUCGUUCCAAAUCAAAACCGGCCACGGGUACCUCCGCACAUAAACCACCCUCCUCCUAGAAAUAACCGCGUUAUCGUUCCAAAUCAAAACCGGCCACGGGUACCUCCGCACAUAAACCACCCUCCUCCUAGAAAUAACCGCGUUAUCGUUCCAAAUCAAAACCAGCCCCGGGUACCUCCGCACAUAAACCACCCUCCUCCUAGAAAUAACCGCGUUAUCGUUCCAAAUCAAAACCAGCCCCGGGUACCUCCGCACAUAAACCACCCUCCUCCUAGAAAUAACCGCGUUAUCGUUCCAAAUCAAAACCGGCCACGGGUACCUCCGCACAUAAACCACCCUCCUCCUAGAAAUAACCGCGUUAUCGUUCCAAAUCAAAACCGGCCACGGGUACCUCCGCACAUAAACCACCCUCCUCCAAGAAACAACCGCGUUAUCGUUCCAAAUCAAAACCAGCCCCGGGUACCUCCGCACAUAAACCACCCUCCUCCUAGAAAUAACCGCGUUAUCGUUCCAAAUCAAAACCAGCCCCGGGUACCUCCGCACAUAAACCACCCUCCUCCUAGAAAUAACCGCGUUAUCGUUCCAAAUCAAAACCAGCCCCGGGUACCUCCGCACAUAAACCACCCUCCUCCUAGAAAUAACCGCGUUAUCGUUCCAAAUCAAAACCGGCCACAGGUACCUCCUCACAUAAACCACCCUCCUCCUAGAAAUAAUCGCGUUAUCGUUCCAAAUCAAAACCGGCCACGGGUACCUCCGCACAUAAACCACCCUCCUCUUAGAAAUAACCGCAUUAUCGUUCCAAAUCAAAACCAGCCACGGGUACCUCCGCAAAUAAACCACCCUCCUCCUAGAAAUAACCGUGUUAUCGUUCCUAAUGCAUAUUUAUGACUCAGACUCAGCUUGCUAAGAAGCUAGCUAAAAGUGAAUGUACAAAUCAUCAAGAAUUAUGAAUAUGGAAAGACAAUUCCCAACGAAACAUGAUGUAUCAAU
This is a messenger RNA of Solanum tuberosum (potato), 1325 nucleotides long. Its product is annotated as extensin-like. Gene Ontology annotation, molecular function: DNA binding. Gene Ontology annotation, cellular component: nucleus. The record is from RefSeq and is a predicted model, not a curated record. The transcript is spliced from 2 exons. Bases 54 to 1223 code for a protein of 389 amino acids. Lineage: Eukaryota; Viridiplantae; Streptophyta; Magnoliopsida; Solanales; Solanaceae.